This is a messenger RNA of Polistes canadensis, 2880 nucleotides long. It is a transcript of the gene cue, whose product is annotated as protein cueball. The transcript is spliced from 7 exons. Bases 681 to 2504 code for a protein of 607 amino acids. The record is from RefSeq and is a predicted model, not a curated record. NCBI's taxonomy places the organism in Eukaryota, Metazoa, Arthropoda, Insecta, Hymenoptera, Vespidae.
AAUGACCGAUGAGGAAGAGCGCCUGCGGAGGGCGACGAAAAGCGUCGUCGGUAGAGCGCACAUUCAGUCACGAAGAGAGAAACACAGACAGUCCGCGUUCAGACACCGUAACGCGACGUUUUCGAUGGUGUUAUGGUGACGAGGUGGGAUAUUUCGUAGACUCUUUUUUCAAUAAAAGAGUCAACGAAAAUAUAUAAAAGAGGAUUUUGUUUUCUAUUUAAAAUUCAUUUUAUUCUACACACAAACAAUAUAUAUUUCAAAUUACGAAUAAUAUAAAAUAUCUUUCCUGUGAAAAACUAAAGGUGAGAAAAAGGGGGGCAGAAAAAAAAAAAAACACGAAGAAAAGAAAGUUUUCGUUUAAACCGAAUUAUACAAUCGAUCCAAUUGUUAUUUAACCGGUGAAUUCAAUCAAAGAAGAAGAAGAAGAAGAAGAAGAAGAGAAAAAUAAUUCGAAUUAGGACGAAAUUUAUUUUGUCCUAUUUUAAAAUUUCAAAUUCUCGAUAAGAGAACGACAAAAACUAAGAAAAAAGAGAGAGAGUCCAACGUGUUUAACGUGCUUUCACGGUGAAGACAUUGAUCACUCAUAUCUCUCUCUCUCUCUUUAACAUUUUCUAUUUCUAUCUCUCCCUCUCUCUCUAUCAGGUUACAUAGAAAUAAAUGUAUUAUUAUUCUCUAUAACGAUGGGCCAGAAAUUACGAGAUUUCUUAACAGGCUUCUUGUUCGUCGUCUUAGGAGUUUUCACGAUCACGAGUGAUGCCAGGUCAUGGGAUAUCGCAAUUGUGAUUGGAGAUGAGAUAAAUUUUUUUUCACAAAAUCGAACUUUGAUUGGUGAAGCUACCGUAGCUGGAGCGGUCUCGUUAACAGGAAUAGCUUACGAUGAUAAAACAAGGACAGUUUAUCUCAGUGAUCCUACAAACAACGUAACGAUAUUUAGUAAUGACUUAACUACGAAAAAUUUAACAUCUAAACCACUAUUACUGGAACAGGAUACAACGUAUAUCGUGGCGAUGGCAUUUGAUUCAACAUCUCGUACACUUUUCUGGUGUGAUGCCUAUAACAAAACAAUCAUGAAGAUGCACGUGCCGACAGUAGGCCCACCUGAGAAACCAGUCCUUCUGCAUACACUCAAAGGAAUUCCACGUGGUAUAGCACUUGACACAUGUAACAGUCACGUUUACUGGACCAACACCGACAAACAAAAUCCGAGUGUCGAAAGAUCGAACAUGGACGGUACAAAUCGAACUGUCGUAAUAACGAAAAAUCUUUACGAACCAAUGGGUAUAACAAUCGAUCAUAAUGAAGGUAAACUUUAUUGGUCUGACGAUGAAGAAGGUAUACACUUUAAAAUCGAACGUAGCAACUUAGACGGUACAGAACGUGAACUGAUAUUCCACAAUAGAAAUCAUCAACCCGUUUAUUUAACCAUCGAUAAGGAUUUCAUUUAUUGGUGUGAUUGGGUACACUCAGCUAUUUGGAUGAUGCCUAAAAAUAUAACAAAUCCUGAUUUACCAAUCAGAUUUAAAUCCUUUGUCAAAUCUAUUAAAAAUGUUAAUCCUAAUGCUGUUAUCUCACGCGACAACGUUGAUACCAUCGAUUGCGAUGCUAUACUCAAAAAACGAUCCGGAAAAUUGGAUGUUUCGGAAAUAACAAAAAAAGCAACUCUCCUAGAAUCUUAUAAUAAUUUAACAACUAGUACGGAAGAAGUUGAAUCGGAUAAUUAUCAAACGUGUUUAAACAAUGGUUUCUUCGAUCGUACUUUACGUACUUGUCGUUGUAAAUCUGGUUACACGGGUACUAUGUGCGAAAUUUCCCUCUGCCACAAUUACUGUCUACAUGGUGGUGAAUGCAUCGUUACGAGUUUCGGUGAAGUCAAAUGUCUAUGCAAUGGUACGUUUGCCGGUAAACGAUGUGAAAUAAAUCUUUGCGAAGAUUAUUGUCUCAACGAUGGCAUAUGUUUCGUCCACGCAACUUUUCCUAUCUGCGAAUGCAAAUUUUCGAGUGGAACACGUUGCGAGAUUCUUAACGAAACACCUAAAUUGGAAAUACCUGAAGUGGAUGCUGCACCUACGUUGAGUCUAUCUAAAUUCGAAAACACCGAUACAAAUUCCACUUGCAGAUGUAACGAGAACAACAAUACCUCGGAAAAGAUGAUUAAUCAAAAUGAAAAUUGUCAAUCGAAGACAUUAAUAUUUGUACUUAUCGGUCUAAUAGUUGUACUUAUUAUAAUGAUCGUCGUAAUGAGUUUCUAUUUGAACAAAUUACGUCGUCGUCCAAGAAUCAAGAAGAGAUUUGUAGUUAGCAAGAGUGGUGUUACGCCAUUAACAUCCAGACCGCAACUAACGGAUAAUCAAUGCGAAAUAACUAUAGAAAAUUGCUGCAACAUGAAUAUCUGCGAAACACCAUGUUUCGAACCAAAAUUACGAACACCGAUGGCAAAGAAUAAUAAUGCGAAAAAGGAUGAGAAGAAUUCUCUGUUGGAUAAUAUGGAAGGAAAUUCGUGCUAACACAAACUAAUUAAUCGUCUUCUUAUUAAAUGACGAAAACUCGAUGACGGAUUCCACGACGACGUAAGCUUCUCGCGAAAUUUUUAUUCGCGGUGAUAGAUACGUCUGGUUUGUUGUAUGUCUGUCCGUUUGUCUCUACGAUGUGCGUGUACAUAUAUAAGAACAUUAACAUAUUUCGCUAAAAAAAAAAAGGAACAGAAAAGAAAUUCUAUCUACUAGUAUUGUUGUUAAGUUUGGUGAAUGAAGAAAUCGUGUAAAGUGUGCUACUUGCACGUUAUGGGGGAGGGGGGGUCAAGAUAAAAAUUAAAACAAAACUAAAAAAGAAAGGUAGACAAGAAAAGGGACUAAAGUCAAAACAAAUGUCUUUAAAAGAAAC